Lodderomyces elongisporus is the source of this 2529-nucleotide messenger RNA. RefSeq names its product MutS family protein. The record is from RefSeq and is a predicted model, not a curated record. The transcript is spliced from 2 exons. NCBI's taxonomy places the organism in Eukaryota, Fungi, Ascomycota, Pichiomycetes, Serinales, Debaryomycetaceae. Bases 1 to 2529 code for a protein of 842 amino acids. Gene Ontology annotation, molecular function: ATP-dependent DNA damage sensor activity; mismatched DNA binding; ATP binding. Gene Ontology annotation, cellular component: nucleus. Gene Ontology annotation, biological process: mismatch repair; chiasma assembly.
AUGUUUCAGAGACGUGCAGCAUGGAAUGAACAAGAUGGCAGAAGUGUACAUAGAGAAGGAGAAGAGGAAGAAACAGCAGCAGCAGCAACAGGUAACACAUCUUUUGAAGAUAUUACGUUCGAUGUUUGCGACAAACGGAUUUUGUCGAUAGAUUACCAUAAAGCCACACUUGGUGUUACCUGUUUAGAUUUCGAUGCUCGAGUGGCCUACAUUUACGAGGAUUUUGAAGUGAGUAAUCCAAAUGUUUAUCUUUACACAAUUUUGGAUGAUUUAAAACCCAACCUUGUGUUUGCGUCUUCGAGGUGUAAGCAGCUGAUGUUUAUUUACUUGAGAGAAAAAGAAUCCCAAUAUGAGUUUCAAUUGUUCACAAAAAUUGUGGCAGACUUUAAUAGAUUUGACUUACAGCAAUUGGCUGAUUCAUUUAUUAAUUGUAUAACAAGUGUUCGUUCCAGAUUAUUUCUGGAUCUCGCAUUGAAAUCAUCAUGUUUCAAGUUAUCAGUGGGCACCCUUAAUGCCAUCUAUUUAGGAGUUGCUGACUAUGUCGAAGAGUCAAAUAUUGCAGAGUUUGUUGAUUCUGUCCAAUUCUGUAAUUUUACAGACCAUAUGUUCAUCGAUGUGGAUCUGUUGUAUGCACUUCAAAUUCUCCCAGAUCCCAGCAAAGUAUUUUCAAAGUCCAAAUCGCAAAAGUCAUGUUUAUUUGAUUUGGUCAAUUACACAGCCACUAGUGAAGGCUAUUCGUUGCUCAUGGAUUGGGUGAGAAAGCCUUUGGCUGACAUUACCUUAAUAAUGGAAAGACAAAGUAUGAUUAGAUAUUUGUCAAGUGGUGUCUUUGGUCAUGAUAACCGAGGCUGUAGCCAAAUCGUCACAAUACUUCGUAGCAUGAAGGGCUGCUUUGCAAAAGUACGGAGAUUGAAGACCAACGAGAUGCUGUGGCAAUGCUGGAAUUCUUUGAUUUUAUUGCUAAGGAAUAGUGUGCUGAUUGUUAAGUUACUUAGACAACACAUCAACGUUGAAGAGUUACAUGAAAGCUCUUUAAGCAUGAGUUUCCUUUUGAAUGAAGAUUUGUUUGCUUUUCAAGAACUAGAGAGAAUAAUCCACCUGGUGAUUGCGAUAGAAUUGUCUGCAGAAGAAGGCAAAAUAAUAAUCCGUGAUGGAGUUGAUGCUGAAAUUGACAGGUUACGAUCAAUUUACAAUAAUUUAGACUCGAUAUUACAAACGUGCACUAAAAAUAUAAGUGAAUGCUAUCCUGGUAUUGGGUUCAACACAAUAUAUAUUCCACAAUUAGGUUUUCUUGUUUCUCGCGAAAUAACUCACAAUGUGAUAACUCAUGAUACUACGGAUGUUUGCUUACCGAGUGACUGGAAAGAAGUUUUUGCUACAUCAACUCACUUGUAUUAUAAAUCACCAGAAGUGAGACAAAUGGAUGAUGCAUAUGGAGACGUUCAUACGCUAAUAAUCGAUCGGGAAAUUGAAAUUAUUCAGCUACUUCAGGAGAAGGAAGUCGAUAAGUAUGCGUCAACUUUGGUCGAUACCAUGCUUGCUUUAACUGAACUUGAUUGCUUGUGCUCAUUAGCCACGGUUUCUCAACUACCUGGUUAUAAGUUUCCUAAAUUGACUACAGGUUAUGAUUUGUGUUUAAAACAAUCAAGACAUCCAUUAGUAGAAACCUAUCUGAAUCUGUUUGUUCCAAAUGAUGUAGAAUUCUCGGAUCAAGAAGAAGAGGAAGAAGAAGAACGAAUUAUGGUAUUGACAGGUGCAAAUUUCUCUGGAAAAUCUGUGUUCCUCAAUCAAAUCGCACUCAUUACGGUACUUGCUCAGUUAGGAUGUGCCAUUCCUGCACAACUGGGGGUUAUAGGAGUAGUUGAUAUGUUGCUAACGCGGAUCCUGUCCAGGGAAUCGCUAGAAAAACAUUUGAGCACGUUUGCAAUUGAUAUCAACCAGCUCUCAAAGUGCAUUACUCUUGCAACAGAUAAAUCAUUAAUAUUGGUGGAUGAAUUUGGCAAAGGAAGUGAUUCCAUUGAUUCACCAGCAUUGUUUGGCGGGGCUAUCUCUUAUCUUGCUAGGAUGAGCUCUCCACCACGCUGUAUUAUGUCGACCCAUUACCUAGAGUUAUUUCGGGACCACUGGCUCGCCAAUAAUAUACUUUCUGAGAAUAAAAGAGUCAAAUAUGUAUCAAUGCAAAUUUCACUACAACCAGAUCUGCCACUGAAUACGCAACAUGUUGACAGUAUAAAAUAUUUAUACAAGGUAAAGGCUGGUGUUGCAGCAGAUAGUUUUGGUAUUCACUGCGCCAAAUUCUGUGAUUUACCGCAACAAAUUAUAAACAGAGCAAAAGUGUUUGCAAAAAUGUUGGCGCAGGGUAAAGACUUGGUUGAUGAAUUGAUGCUUCUUUCAAAAGAAGAGGAAACUCAAUAUGCAAUUGCUAGAGACGUGGUUAUGCAAUUUUUAACUAUAGAAUUCGACGAAACAGAAGUUUCACCCGAUAAGUCCAAAGCAGAUAUUGCAAAAUUCGAGUCUUUGAUCAUGUAG